AUGCAUUCAACGCGGAAGCCUUCUCCUUUCAAUCCCAAGAGACGGAAAAUAGAGGAAAAAGUAUCAUCGGAGCCUUCAACCUCGUUUCAUCCAAGUGAAUUAAUAAACGACCACUAUACAGACAGCAACUUUGUAUCCAACUUUCGUAACGCUUUUCAAACCAGGACUGACUUUGAAUGUAGCACUACUAGUGCUAGACUUUAUCCUACGCCAUUCUGCGCUGGCUUGCUUCCAAAUAUACUUUCGUCUUCCUUCCUACACAACGCAAAGCAAGAAAUAGUCACCGAAUACUACACAUUGAAAUCUUCCGAUUUGUUUGAAUUUCAUCAAAGCGAUGAUUUAAAGAAAACGAAAAAGCCACAGGUACAGAAAUUGCGGGAUGCACUAUAUUCGGAUCAUUUCGUGUCGAUGAUGUCUAAUUUAACAGGAAUAGAAUUGAACAACACGCCCGACAUAUCAGCGCAUAUGUAUUUUCAGGGACACUAUUUGUUAUGUCAUGACGACGAUAUUGAAGAUGACAAGGAAAUGAUGGGAAGAAGGGUUGCAUUCAUUAUUUAUCUGGUCGAUGAAUGGGAUGAAAGUGACGGCGGAGCGCUGGAGUUGUUUAAUAUCGACGACGGAGGUAACCCAGCCGAAGUCACGCGCUCAAUAUUACCAAAAUAUAAUACGAUGGCCUUUUUUGAAGUUACGCCGACGUCAUUUCAUCAUGUAGCAGAAGUCCUGUCGCCAACAAAAGUCAGGUUAUCGAUAUCCGGCUGGUUUCACGGAUCUUUAAGAACGCGACUAUCGCUUGCGGUAUACCGCCCAAUUACGCCAAAGGUGUCGGAAAUAACCGAAUAUGUCAAUUCGCGCUGUUUAACGGAUGAAUUCAUGCAGCGAGCUAGAAAAAGGCUACAUAAGAAUUAUUUCCUAGAAAUAAAGGAUUUUUUAAAGGCUGAUGUGUAUGACAAACUCUUGGAAAGUUUAGACCACGUCGAAUGGUCAGAGAAGCCAGUAGGUCCUGCCAACGUCCGCAAAUAUCAUCUCCCAAAGUCAAACCCCGUCGACAACCUUUCCGUCGAUUCGACCUCCCUCCCAUUGCACAGCGCCAUUCAAUUAUUCUUCACUUCCAGCACAUUCACCGAAUACCUGUACAAUAUCUCUCAUUGGCGAUUUCACUCUGUCGCAUCAGAAACUCGUUGUUUCUAUCGCAACAACUAUACAGUCAUACACGACAAUGGAUGGGAUAGAGAGGGUCUCGAUGUAGUGUUCUCUUGCAUUCGCGACAAAUGGGAUGAAUCGUGGAAUGGAUCUACUAUUUACGUCGAUACCGAAGCAGAACCUGAUGAAGAGGGUAUCGAAAAAGUAUAUGAAAUGUGGCCAGAACGGAACAUGCUAACUUUAGUCUUGAGGCCGAAAAUGACUCAUAGCUUCUCCGACAAACAAGUAACGAUGAGUCUUGCUGCACCGGUCAGCGAACAUCCACCGCAAGUCUAUGAUCCUGAGGAGCUAGAGAUGCUCAAGCGAGCAAUUGAGCUCUCUCUCCAGAAGAGUCCAGAUACGCAAAGGAAAUGGAUAUCAGCAAAGGAUAUGUACUACUACGUCGUAUUACCAUGCAUCGUAAUAACGGUGGUUUACUUAUUCCUUACAACGGUAAUAGUUCCCGACUUUGUUGAGCGUGUUGACUCCAAGAUGUUGGAAAUGUCGAGAAUGAGGUCGACGUGUUGGACAAUGUAUCUGGAACUCCAAUGUUCGUUCCGCAUGUUGAACAUGACAAAGGCAUUGGAUGAGAUAUGUGAAGAGUACUCUCGAUGCAGUGUUGGAAUAGGGCUAUUUGUAAAUAGAAUUGGUAUUGCCGGAGCAAUGAUAAGACAGUUCUUUGUGGGGCUGGGAUUGUCUUUUGACGAUAUGUCUUAUUUGAAUAUUGGCAAAAUCUUAUUCAUAUUGGGUUCGUUAGUCGUUAUCAAAACGAUAGCACGGACUUUAAGCACUCUUGCUUUCCGACGCAAUCAAGAACAAGGGUCAAGUAAAUUAAUCAGAUCGAAGUCGUCCUGA
This is a messenger RNA of Paraglomus brasilianum, 2034 nucleotides long. Lineage: Eukaryota; Fungi; Glomeromycota; Glomeromycetes; Paraglomerales; Paraglomeraceae. The record is from the annotation of a GenBank genome assembly.